This is a messenger RNA of Cryptococcus wingfieldii CBS 7118, 321 nucleotides long. RefSeq lists its product as hypothetical. The transcript is spliced from 2 exons. The coding region runs from base 1 to 321 and encodes 106 amino acids. The record is from RefSeq and is a predicted model, not a curated record. NCBI's taxonomy places the organism in Eukaryota, Fungi, Basidiomycota, Tremellomycetes, Tremellales, Cryptococcaceae.
AUGUCCCACCAAGAUAGCCGAGCGCGCGUCUGCGCCGAGCCUUCCACGUCCCCUCCUCCCCUUGUUCGGGAUAGUCCUCGGACCUACUCCCCUCCCCAGCGCCGUGAUGGAAAUGGCAGCGAAGAAAGAGACGUCAAGAGCCAGAGAGCAGCUGGGACGGACCUACCGACAGCAGCAGAGCUGUUUGUACCUUCAUUACCGGGUAUACCGAAUUUGGCUACGCAUCCGACGUAUGUGCCCUUCCCCUAUUUCCCUUACCCCUUCUUCAAGCCCUUGAGUCUUGGAGGUCAAAUCGUCCGGAGCGAUCGCCGUGACCUCUGA